Molecule: messenger RNA, 7477 nt
Organism: Acanthaster planci (crown-of-thorns starfish)
Lineage: Eukaryota; Metazoa; Echinodermata; Asteroidea; Valvatida; Acanthasteridae
Product: adhesion G protein-coupled receptor L4-like
Biological process (GO): adenylate cyclase-activating G protein-coupled receptor signaling pathway; cell surface receptor signaling pathway
Cellular component (GO): plasma membrane
Molecular function (GO): G protein-coupled receptor activity
Source: RefSeq, a predicted model, not a curated record
GCUCUACGUCCUCAUGAUACAUAUACAUGUACUGGCUGUUUGCCUUCCUUAUCACUUUUCUUUUUGCUCCUUACCAAUAUAUAUAGUGCUUACUUUUUGAAUUCAUAAUAUUUGUUCUCUCUAUGCUUGGUAUCCAUAUAAUAUUUUUCUCUUUGCCAUUUACAGCACUUUGUCAAUAAUUUCAGAAUUCUGGCAGUACUUGGUUUUACUUUUGUGACCCUAUAAUGCUGUUUUCUACUAAAUGGAACAUCCAUUUUGUGGUGAAAGCACCCCUGGGUAGUAACUUAGGAUGUCCCUGGGGCUGACCUGAGUUCAACUUUGCACCUAUUCAUGCUUGUUUCCUCAAACCAUACUUACGUACCUCACCCAGGGGUGCAACCUCAUUUCUCAUUUAAACAAGUCAGUCAUUGGGUUGAGCACUUCCCAACACAUUCUCUGUAACUACCUGACAUUGUAGCCUCUCUAUCAUAACAUUUACCAAACAAUACAUGCUACUUGUUGAUAUUCAUUAUAUUUACAUCCAAGCAUGUCAGCCAUUGCCAUAGUUUCUACUUAUGUAGCCCAUGCACUGCUGUUGAACACUCCUUCUCUGAUUUCAUAAUCUUGUACUGUCUUAUAGCCUUUUCUUAAACACUGAAACUUCAUUUCAAUUUUCAACAUGUGAUGAUCUUCAUGUGAUGACAUCUGUCUUCUGUUCUAGAAUUUGCUCAUGAAAUGGCCCUAAAAAACAAUCACCACCACGCUCUGUUCUCAUUGACUCUGAUGAUCCCAUUUUGUAUUCUUUGUACAUUUCUUGACCAGUAAAAGAUAUUUUCGACACAUCAAAUGGCUGACACAAUGCAGUUUCACAUUUGCUGGUUAAUGGAAUAAACUUCAAACUGACUCGCUGCAUGUAGCAUCCGUCAUUUUUUCUAUCAUUUUCACAGUGUUCCACUACCUGUACAGAACUUCUCAAACAUAGACUACGACCUCUGAUAUUAUCUUCAUCAUAACUGACAUAAGUAUCUAUCAAGACAGAAAAAACCUGUAAUAUGAACUGCUUAUUCUCAUAAAUAUCCAUUACGUGUAUUUUCGAAUAUCCCAACAAAAUCUCCACACACUGUGUCAUGACUAUAUGUAUAUAUAUGGACAUGUACACCCUUAUGCCGACAUUUUUUCUGUCACUAUCUUGCUAACUACAAUAUGAAUCAAAGAAGUAGAACAGUCUAUCUUGCGGUACUGAAAAUGUUUUCCCAUGAAAAGUUUUUGAACAGGCACAGUAUUUCUGAAGUGUCUGCUCAGCCUGCACUACUCAUUGGACCAUGGAGCCAUGAUUGGACUAAUGUUAAAUUUGACCAAACUCCUCUCCCCCUCCAAAUGUCCCAGAAACCCCAGAAUCUAUCAAUUAAAUCGAGGUGGUUAUUAUAACCACCUUGAUGAAAGCUUCUCUGAACAACCCAAAUGUCAUGUUAGCAUUAUAAAGGAACACCUGAUAGUAAUAUAUAACUUGUUUUGAGGAUUUACAUGUAUCUCAUCAUCAGUAUAAUUUUCUAUUAUUGUGUUCAUAUUUAUUUUUGUAUUUGAUUCUUUCACUUGUAAUUUUUGAUACUUUUCAAAGUCAGCUGUGCUCAUGAAGUUGGGCAUGCCCAACCCAGUAAGUUGACACUGGACAAAGUUUGGCCGUGAUUAAAAUUAAUGUGUAAUGUAUGUAACAAUCCGCUGAUGUUAUCUCCAAGAAAUCAAUCAUGAUAGUUUUUAUCCUCAGACAAUUUGGGCCAAGAAAAACUUUGAUGCCUUUGUAUAUAUGAGUUCAUCUGUCGGUUUGUGUGCCUUUGUGUGUGAUGUGGACAAUUUAAUUAUUAAGUGCCUUUGAAAAAUAGGAUGUCAUGACAACAAAUCACCUUCGGUAUAGGGUUGGAUUCAAUUUUGUGUGUUGGAGAUGUGUUGUUAAAAAAAGUAAUGAUAGCUAAAUGUUUGUUGAGCAUUGUAGUAAUUUGUCUCCUUUCAGCCCUUUCGUAAUAAAUACCCAUGAACUGUGAACACCAUGCUUUAUUGUGUGUUUUCUGGUUUAUGUAGCUUAGCUGAACAAUGGUUUUUCCUGAAUCGUUGGAAAUGUGCUGUUUAUAGAGAUUUUUAUUGUUGCGUUUUGACUCCUAGAAAUCUCCAUUGACUCCUUGAAAUCUACAUUGAGGCUUGCCCCUGUUCGUCCAUUUGCUUGAAAUGCUAUGUUAUAUAAAUGUGUAGUACAGGUUUAUGCUGUAUGUGAAACUACGAAUGCAUUAUUGAGGCUCAUGAUCCAUCAGCACGGCAUCUUUACGCCCGACUGAAUCUCCCAAACACUGGAUUUCCCAGAACCAUUUCUGGGCCAUCACGGCUGCGUUGUGUGAGCAUGCAGCACUGCAGUUUAUGAAAUAAGGUAUGGAUGAUAUGUAAGCGACCAUUUGCACUUUGCCGCAAGUGUUCGGAAUUCCCUUGCAUAGUUGGUGUAUAAACCGUGCUUGCACUGAAUGUAUGCUCAUCACAGUCAAAGUGGAUUGGCAAUGGACUGCAUUUGGAUAAUCAUACUGAUAUCCGUUGUUUGGACUUGCUAUUGCACCAGUCGCCGGCCAAGUCCUUUUGCAAUCAAUAAAGAAACGGGAUGUCCUUACUACUCCAAGCGUUACAUUGACACCUGCUACUCAGUGCAGGCAGCCGUUGGGGAAGAGAUGGGUCUCAACUUUACUGAGGCCAGAGCAACGUGUUUCCGUAUUGGAAUGGACCUGGUGUCAUGGCAGAGCACAGAUGAAUUGGAUUUCAUACAGUCCACAAUCAGACACUUUGAUUACAACAUGACGGGAACACGUGAUAUUGCUACUCAACUGCCAAAUGACAUCAAAGUGUGGACAGGCCUGCAGCUUACCUCCGAGAACUUUUCGUGGGUGAACAAGAAAGUCUUCAACAGCAGUGCCCUGUCUGGUAUUUCUGUGAUUGGUUUGGAUUCAAAUCCCCUGUUACCAGCACCUGUGCUCCUCCAACGUGAAAGCAACCUAUGGACUCUUGUCACUUCCAAUGAUACUUACAUGUACAUUGAGGCCAAUGCAGCCGUCUGUAGCGCAAAGAAAGUUUUAAGCGCCUACUAUGAUGCCCUUCUCUAUUUCCCAAUGGACAUGUUGAGUUACCCAGAUGCAACCGGGGACAGACUGACCUUUGAUGUUGCUUCAUUCCAGUUGAUGGGCACAGUUCCAAGUGUUGUCAAGUUUCAACAAACCAGCAAGGGUGGUGGUUUAUUCAUAAAUGACUUUCAGAUGCAAUUCUUGAAUUUAGAUGGAAACAUGUGUCUGUCUAACCUUGCCAAGUGCCAGAAUAGUGGUUUUGCCAUGUCUUUCUGGAUGAUGCUUCUCCCACCUAUCCGAGCUCCGUAUUGGAUUGUCAUUUCUAGAGAUGUAGGUGUUACACUUGAAAAUGAUUAUUCCUUGAGAUGUGACAUCGUCAAUGGGAGCCAUCAGUGGAAUGCAAAUGUGGGAUUUGGUCAUUCAUUAAUUAAUAAGGAACUUCUUGUCUACAUAAACUGGGAACCAAAUACUGUAAAAGGGCUAGAGAUAAAGAUAUAUGUGAAUACGGGUGUUUUAACGUCAGGUGCGUUCAAUCUCUAUUUGAGUUCGAUAAUGUUUGCAGGACCCCAGCUUCUUCUUGGAAACACUAUUUCUAGGAUGCUAAUUGAAGAGUUUGCAGUCUGGAAUCGGGCCCUUUCAUUGGCUGAACAGCAGCUAAUAUUUUAUGGAUCCAACCAAUCUGAAGAGACCACAACUGAAGCAUGGACAACAGGGUAUAACAGUACCAGUGUAUCUAAUUCUACAACUCCAACACCAAUCUCGCUGGAAGAGCUGUUAAACAGGACACUUGUCAACAUCAGCCUGGAGGAAGGUGAGGAGAUUUUCGAACAGGCACAAAGCAUCUUGAAUCGCGGAGGCGAGAUUGACCAACCGGGGGAGCUGGUGUCAUUAGUUAACAUUUACUCAACAGUUGGCAAUGUGGACGCACUGCAGAAUGCUACCUUGGAAAGCUCAAAGUCAUUUGUGCAGGCAGGCGUGUCCGUAGCGAAUUCCCUUCUGAAGGAGGAGUACACAAACCUCUAUAAAAAGACCAGUUUCCAUGGCAUGACAAGCUCCCCAGCCGGCAAAAUUGCAAAUACCACCGAGCAUCUGAUGAUGUCCCUUGCUGAUAAGAUACUGACAAAUGAUGGGGAGUCCUUCUCUUCCAGCAGUGAUAAUAUUGCCACAGCAGUCAAGAGGUGGGAUGGGAAUUCUUCAAAGUUGAUGGUCCCGGAGAGCGACAGUUUCACUGAUGAUGUUGCCACCAGAGCUUUUGUACCAAUGGAACUAUUUGAGAAUGAGUUGAACUCUGCAGUCGUGUCCAUUCUGUACCGCAACUUGGACGGGGUUAUUGGAUCUUCAUCUAGUUCAGAUGUGAAAAUGAUGUUUUCCCACACUGAAAGCAUUAUUAGCAAUUCUUCAGCUAAGAUUGCUGUUUUGAGUAGAGUCCUCAGUGUCUCAAUUACACCUCAACCAGAUGACAGCGUCUUCACACAGAAACCUGUCUCUAUGGAGUUUGAGACCCACAUUCGUAAGUUAAACAGAGAUGUUGAUUUGGACCCAGCUGUAUGUGUUUACUGGGACACAAAGAAUUCCUCUGGAGGUAGGUGGUCCUCCAAGGGAUGUAAUCUCACCACUCACACCGCCAACUACGUCACAUGCUCCUGCAGUCAUCUCACCAGCUUUGCUGUCCUGACGCAAGUCAAGGACAUAGAGAUAUCUGAAACCAAUCAGAGAGCACUGGAGAUUGCAUCCUACAUCGGCUGCAGUUUGUCGGUAGCUGGUGUCAUCCUGUUGGUUGCAACAUUUAUUUUCUUAAACAUCAAGACAGAACGUGUGUUGGUCCACAUCAACUUAGCCAUUGCUGUUGGCCUGGCUCGCAUUACGUUUCUAUUCUUAGACGUCCCUGCUAAGCACAGUGAUGCAUGCAUAGCAGUUGCCAUGGGGAUCUACUACACCAACCAGGCCAGUUUCUUCUGGAUGUUGGUUGAAGGUAUUCACCUCUACCUACAGGUUGUGGUGGUGUUCAAUAUUGAGAGGAGCAGGCUCAAGUUGUACAUGAUUUUUGCAUGGGGCGUUCCAAUCAUUUUGGCAGCAGUCACAGUGGGGGUAUUCUCAAAGAGCAUUCGCAAAUCGAACACAUGCUGGCUGCAGUCGUCCGAUAACUCCAUUUGGAUGUUUGUGGCACCCAUGCUGGCUAUUGUAGUUAUCAAUACCUGCAUCCUUGUGCGUGUUGUCAGCUUGAUCAGGAAACUCUCUUCUGCGAAUGCAACAAGUGGACUGAACCAGGCUAAACAAGUAGCCAAAGCUACCUUGAUGCUGCAGCCAGUGCUGGGGCUGACUUGGGUAUUUGGCAUGUUGAGCCUCUCUUCAGACCUUACAGUAUUCCUGUAUCUCUUCACAAUUCUCAACUCACUUCAGGGGUUGUUUCUUUUCCUGUUCUACUGCGUUUUAAACUCGGAGGUCCAAGAGGUUUUCAAACGCCGCAAGGCAAACUGGGACGUCCAUUCCUCCAAAGUGGUACCACUUAAGGAAUCCAACAGGUCAACUAUGAGUACAAACAAGAGCAGCGGGAAAACAAUGGAAUCAUUUUUCCCAACUGUGGAGGACGUACAUGAUUAAAGUGUCUCUCUAUGAAAGGAACAGAGAGUGUUCAUCAUUUACCUGCUAUAAACUUGAUACUUCUAGAAAAAGUUUGGAGUAGAAUAAUAUGUGAUCUCUUUGCAUGUCAAGGUGGCCAUGCAGUGAAGUUUUCUUAAAUACACUUUUUGUGCAACUUUAUGCUUUGCUUCAAAUGAAUGAAAACUAUUGGAAAUUGCACCUGUUAAAUUUAGACAUUCAAAAUUGUUUGUACUUUUCCAGACAUCUGAGGGCACUGUUCCUGUGAUGUCAUUCAGGAAAUUAGCAAUAUUUAAUUUCAUUACAUUGUAUUUUUGUUCACAUUGUGAACCCAACAUUAGCACAUUAAGAACAGAUCAUGGGAAGGGUAUGUUUCAUGUUGGCAUUUGCCAAAACCCUCAAAAAUGUACGUGCUGAAAAAGGCAAAAUAAAAGUUCAAAAUAAGGUUGAGUGAAAAACACAGAUGUGUUUUCAAGCAUAAUAGUAGAAACAAUUGCAUUGUAUGGACCUUUUAAAUACAUUUCAUGAACUAACAUUGAAAGGAAGACAUUGUUUUGUAACACUUCUAAUGUUUUAAUGUGUAUUCAACUUCAAUAGUUAUCUUAUGAUGGUGCCUUAAUGGAGCAUUGAAGUAGAAUUGCUUUAAUAGAAUAUAACUGCACUUUUUUUCACCCCACCUUGCACAACACCUGUUAUCACAUGUACCGUGGAAAUGUGGAAAAUCAUAUAAAAUCUUGUAGCAAAUUUGAAGUGGAAAUGUGUUGGUUGUGGCACUCAGAUCAUAUGCAAAGAAGAGACAGGUUUGUGGGAAUGUAGCCAGUUGAAACUUGUUUAGCGUGUCAACAAAAAUAGGUUUGACAUGUAUCCAUGUUCAUCAAAGACAGUUGAAAAUUAUGUGAUAUUUUGUACAAGUCUCUGCAAGUAAUUAGUGCAGCUCCCUUUGAUUGUUGUUGUUGCCUUGUAAAGGCGUUUUUUAGUUUCUGCACAUAUUGGCUAUACUGUGGUACCAAAUACUAGUUGUUACACGUACAAUUUAGUGAAUAAUCCUGACAAUUUAAAGGAAUUCAGUUCUAAAAACCAGUUCUGAAAGUAGGUUAGGGUUGUAUGUAACACUGAAUGUGUGUAUCUGAGCUAGUUAAAUGAGUAUUGGAAUUGAGUACUUGUAUCUGCACUUUGUGCACUAGUUUUUCUUAACAACACACCUGCCCGCACUCUAAUUCAUCAUAGUAAGAUAAUACCACUGUUAAUAACAAAUUUCAACUCACUUAUUCCUUAAAUAUAUGAUGCGUCAUUCACUGUGUGGAUAUUUCUGUCCUUCUUUGUGCUUUCUUGGACUUUGUAAGCCCUUUUGUGUGUGUGUGUACAUUGCAAUAUUGUUUAGUUGUAAAAGGAAAUCCAGUAAAUCAGGCACAUGGGUGUAAUGGGAGGAGACUAACUUGGAGUGCUUUGCAUCCCUACUUAAAAGUUGAAAAAAAUAAAAUAGGGAGAAAAAAUAAAAGGAAUGAAGAAAGCAAGAGAAAAGCAGAUGAAAAUCACCAAAUUGUAUGAAAGUAACUCGGAAUCGACCCCGAGCUUUCUACUGUUAAUUGUCAGUUUGCUGCCUAAGAGUGUUUUCCCCCCCCCCACCUUUGGAAAGAGAACUAUCCCCUCUCUGGUGAUGUCUGUGGUCAGGCAUGAUGCAAAGCAUUUUGAAAAUGUUAGAUUUAUAGAAAGCAGCUGUCAUCAGCAUUAGAGUGGGGCUUUUUAUUCUUAUCCUCAAUAUAUGCAAGUCAAAUGUUUGACUCCCGGUCUGCAGUAUCAACUUGAAA